Fusarium sp. VM40 is the source of this 2586-nucleotide messenger RNA. NCBI's taxonomy places the organism in Eukaryota, Fungi, Ascomycota, Sordariomycetes, Hypocreales, Nectriaceae. The record is from the annotation of a GenBank genome assembly.
AUGGCAGCUCAAAAAAUCAACACAGAAGAAGCCCUUCGCCAGGUCAUCCAUACUACCCCCAUCAUCGACCAUCACGCCCACCCUCUUCUCAAGCUGAGUGCUAUAAGAAAACACCCUCUUCUCUCCAUCGCUACUGAGGCCAAUGGAGGCGCCAUUGAAGACUCAAAGACAAGUCUGGCACAUCUUCGUACUGUUAAAAUCCUCUCUGGUCAUCUGGGCACUGAGCCGACCUGGGACGCAGUGGAGGCUGCCGUUGCCAGAAAGCAAAAGGGCAACUAUGAUGAGUGGAUUCGAACAUGCCUCUCAAGUAUCGAAAACAUCUUGGUAGAUGAUCUUCUGGGUGAUCCGGCUGAUGUAGAGCCAUAUCACACGCUUAAUGCGUAUACACGGAGCCCCAACAAGCGUAUCCUCCGAAUGGAAGAGGUUGCAGCAGGCUGUAUCGAGAAGGCCUGCGGGAACUUCUCACACCAUUCCGAGGCAUUCUCAGGAUCUGUUCAGAGCUUCAUGGAUGCCAUCUACGAUGCUCUCGAUGACCCCGAGAUCGUUGGCUUCAAGUCUGUUAUUUGCUAUCGGACGGGUCUUGAUGUCGUCCGGAUUACCGACCUUGAAGUCAUUAUGCAAAGGUUCCGGGUCAUUUUCGAUGAAAGAAAAGAAGACGGAGCGGAACCAUUCGAGAGACUCAACCAUGAGCUUCUCAACGACUACUUCCUUCACAUCCUGGCUGGCUUGAUCCAGAACAGCGAGGACGACCACAAGAAACCUAUCCAGUUUCAUACUGGUCUAGGCGACAACGACAUUACUCUGUCCAAGUCAUCACCCGCCCAUCUCCAGGAGUUCAUCAAGACGUACCCCGAUGUGCCAAUCGUUCUGCUCCACGCUAGUUAUCCUUUCACUCGUGAACUAGGAUACUUGGCAACUGUUUACAGCAACGUUUAUGCUGAUAUUGGGGAGGUGUUUCCCUUCAUAAGUCGGGAGGGACAAGAGGGUGUUGUCCGGCAGAUUCUGGAACUCUGUCCAGUAUCGAAGAUUCUCUGGAGCACCGACGGACACUUUUUCCCAGAGACGUAUAUUAUCGCCGUGGAACAACUCCGCCAAGUAUUGCAGACCGUCCUUGUGGAUUACGUCCACAAGGGAGACUUGACUUGGAUACAGGCAGCCCAACUUGUCCAGGACAUUCUGUUCAAUAACGCGAACAAGCUCUAUGACCUUCGCCUGGAGUUCAAGCCCCUGCCUAUAGACUCUAGUCUUGGACUAGAGUCUUCUGAACACAACAACAUUGCAACAUUAUCUCGUUUCCUCAAGAAUAAAGAAGAGCCGAGGUUCUUGAGGGUGACCUGGACCGAUUUUACUGCCAUGCCGCGAUUGAGAGCAAUCCCCAUGCGCCGUGUGUGGUCUAUACUCCGAAAUGGGGAGGACUUUACACUUGGCGUAACAAAAGCUGGUCUCGGGCUAGAUCAGAAAGAUAUACCGGUGCAUGGUAUCACUCCCACAGGAGAGUACAAGUUGCAUCCUGAUUUGAGCAGCCUUCGUGUUGGUCCUCGAAAGGGGCAUAUCACCGCCAUGGGCGACUUUAAGGAAAAGGAUGGUUCGGCUGCGCCGUUUUGCUCACGAACUAUUUUGAAGAAGACAAUUGACGAGGCGGCUAGGCAGGGACUCGAGUUCACGCUUGGGUUUGAGAUCGAGCUAGUCAUUUUCCGCCGUGGCCAGGACAAGUUCGAACCUCUCGAUGGGGACGGGCAUGCGUGGUCAGUGACACGGGCAAUGGACCAUGAAGUAGUGACAGAGGUUUUGGAAGAUGCUGUCGAGCAACUCGAUGCCAGUGGUAUUUACAUCGAGCUGUUGCAUCCUGAAAGCGCUAAUGGACAAUAUGAAUUUGUCAUGCCCAAGGCACCAGCGCUUGAGGCUGUGGACGCUCUCCUUUUCACGAGAGAUGUCAUCAGUAGCUGUGCUACAGCAAAGGGAUAUCGCAUGACUCUUCACCCCAAGCCAUAUGCCAUGUCAUGCGGAACAGCAGCGCACAUGCACAUGUCUAUCUCGUCGCCCGUUGGAUCCGAUAAAGAGGUGUACGAGCCCUUUUACGCCGGCGUCCUGAAGCAUCUUCGGGCCAUUGUUGCCUUCACAUACAGCAGCAUGGUCAGUUACGAGCGUGUUCUGGACGGUUCAUGGGCCGGUGGAACUUGGGUAGCAUGGGGCACGCAGAACCGCGAAGUACCACUGCGCAAAAUCGAGGAUAGUCACUGGGAGAUAAAGUGCAUCGACGGGCUCGCCAACCCCUACCUGUCACUCGCGGCGAUCCUCUUAGCAGGUACCAAGGGAGUUGCUGACAGGGAGGAGCUGGUUUGGGGAGACUGCUCUAAGGAUCCUGCACUGCUGUCCUCGUCGGAGAGGGAGAAGCUCAACAUGAACACAAGGCUGCCACGGAGCAUAGAAGAGGCGCUCGAUUCCUUGAAAGAAGAUGCGGAGUUGACUGAACUACUUGGGCCAGAAGUAGUGCAGAGAUAUAUCGACGUGAAGAAGGCCGAGACGAGUAUUAUUGAGACGAUGGGAUAUGAAGAGCGGACACAAUGGAUUAUGGAACGAUAUUGA